Schistosoma margrebowiei is the source of this 5571-nucleotide messenger RNA. Lineage: Eukaryota; Metazoa; Platyhelminthes; Trematoda; Strigeidida; Schistosomatidae. The record is from the annotation of a GenBank genome assembly.
GCGUUAACCGCGACAAUCAUUCGCAUUCACCGGAUAUGACUACUGUCUCACGUUUUGGAGUAGAAAAAAAACCGACCGACUUAGCGUAAUCCAACUUCAUUUCAUGAUCUUGAGGAUAAUAUUUUUUGAAGAAUAAGAAACUGAAACCUGGACAGCCAAAUAACGGUUGAUGAGUUCACUCCCAUAUGUCAUUUCGUGACUCGGUAGAUUAUGUGUCCCAAGAUCGUAUCAGCCAGCUUGCUCGUACUUAUUGGAUUACAACACCAGGGUCAUUAAAAAACAGCUAUUCAUCAGCAUGUCCAACAAACAAAUACAAACCUUUUCAAUCAAGUGUGAUGGAACGGAUUUAUCGUCAGGAAUUGCUGGCCUCUGGAUUUUCACAUCGCCGAUGUCUAGCUCUUGAAUUGAAUCAGUACUUAGAGCAAUGGCUUUGGCCACAUUUUGAACCAGAUAUUAGCAGCCGUGCCCAUGUUUUAUCAAUCUGUGCAAUGGUUAAUGAAAAAGCCCGUGGUCGUGUCCCGAUAUGGCCGACUUUUGUAGCUACAGCGGAUAAAUUUAGUGGACUUAUUCAUCGUGUACUGCAUAUUCUACUUGAUGAAUCUCCACAGAUAUUAACGGUUAAUCCACUACUCACUGAGAUCAACACAAGGUCUAAAGAUGAUGAUGAUGAUGAUGAGAAAGACAAACACCAAACGUCUGACGAAUCAUCAAAUCCAGUACAACAGAAAAAAUGUAUUUUGGAGCAUAUAGUUCUUAUUAUUUUCUUAUCACAUUGUUUUACGAAUUUGGCUGAAGUUGGUGUAUUACGACGUAGUCUUCGUGAAUUAUAUAGUUUAGCUAUUUGGCAAGAUCAUCUCCAACCGACUCGUUUAAGUCUUGAACUAAAAUCACAUCCACGAUAUGCUCGUUUAUUAAAAAAACUACAGAAAUAUCGUGAUACAAAAGUUUCCCCUACUGAACGAGAUAAUAUGGUAUUUCAACAUUCAUUUAUUCCACGAAUUUUGGAUGUGUUUUUAACUUUGUUAAAUUCAAUACCUGAAAAGGAUGAAGAUAAGCCUAUAGAACCUUUGUUGAUUCACUACUUAGAACGUUUCAUCUUAUUGUUAAUCGAUUUGGAAAGUAUGCUGCUUACACGUCGAAUAUUAAAUGUUGUUCUGGACGACAGACAUAUUGUUGUUUAUUGCCAGAAAUCUGCACUUAUCAAACGUCCAGAUGGGAAGUUAUUUUCAGAACUAGUUGAUUUGUUAGCCUUUUACGCUCAUUUUCAUAUUGAUGAAAGCACUGGCGAACCAUUGGAUGAAGCAGAAAUGGAUAAAAGACACUGUGCUAAACUAAGUAAUUUACAAUUGAAAACAUUUGCAUCGCAUAAAGAUAAACUUCUACCAUUCUCUGUCUCACAUCCUGCGGGAAUUGAAACUGCACAAUUAUUACGUAAACAUUUAUCAGUGUUAGACAGAGAUCAACUUUAUCAACUAGCUUCAUGUUUUGGUCUUGUUACAUUGAAAAAAGAAUCUAGUCAAAAUAACGAAGAAAAGAAGAUUAAUGAUGAUAAUGAUGGUCAAUUACCACCUGCAAAACGAAUUCGUUCAAAUGAUCAAAAUAUAGACGAGUUUAAUUUAAGCUGUCUUAGAGAUAAAUUAGAAGCUAAAUUUAUGGAUAAAGAUUUGAUAAUUCGAAUUUUAAUUCAUCAUUUUGCUCGUCGUCAAUCUGAAUUGGAAUAUAUCAACAGUUUAUCAUUAUAUCCUACGGAAGAUUUAAUUUGGGAUGAGAAUCGCGUCCCAACGGAAUACUAUUCUGGUGAAAAUUGUUUAGCAUUACCGAAAUUAGGCUUACAAUUUUUAACUUUACAAGAUUACUUACUAAGAAAUUUCAAUUUAUUUCGUUUAGAGUCAACUUAUGAAAUCCGACAAGAUAUUGAAGAUGCUAUUAUUCGUUUGAAAGCAUGGCGUGGUGAAUUUGGUCAAGCCGUCUUUGAUGGUUGGUCAAGAAUGGCUUUACCAAUACAAGCGUUUAAUAUUGUUGAAGUAGCUAAACCAGAUUUAGGUGCUAAACAUCCAGCACGUGUACGUGCUGAUGUACGUGUAGCGCUUGCUGGUCUUCGUCCAGAGAUUCGUAAAGAAUGGCUUGGUUUACGACGUCAUGACCCAGUGUUUCUAGUAACAAUACGACCCACUAAACAACAAGGAUGGAAAUUUAAUAUGAAUGAACCGUUUGCAUCACAAGUUGGUUUACAUUAUGUUCGUGGUUGUGAAAUUGAAGGUCAAGUUGAUAAGGAAGGUAAACUAGUACCGGAUGAAGAACGUCUAGGCUUUUUACCAUUAAAAGGAGAAAAGCCCAACUUAGUUGAUACUUUACCAACAUGGCGUGUACGCUUAGAUCCUGUACAAUAUCAAACAGAUUUAGACCAUUUAAAAACUGAACAAAUGCGUGCUGAAGUGUUACGAUCAAAAGUGAUUCGAGCAAAACGUGAAGGUCGUACUACCGAAGAAAUCCAAGCAUUACAGGCACAAGUUGAUGAAGCUGAACAAGUUUCCCCAGAAGAUUUAUAUGAUACAUUCAAUGUUUUAAUUAGACGAAAACCAAAAGAAAAUAAUUUCAAAGCUGUCUUAGAAACUAUAAGGGAUCUUAUGAAUAUUCGAUCCGUUGUCCCUGAUUGGUUAUUAGAUUUAUUGAUGGGUUAUCUUGAUCCUGCCGCUGCACAUUAUACACAUCGUUCAGAUGUAUAUGAACCGCGACAAAAUUGGCUGGAUACAUUUUUAUCACCAGAACAUUUAAAACACUCAUUAUCUCAGUAUAAUGUACAGUUUACAGAUAAACGUCAAAGUCGUAAAUGGAAGUCUAGUUGUCAGAUUGAAAUGUCAGAUAUAACUGAUCCCACAGAUCAUAUACCUGGACCACCUUAUCGUCUUAUUUUUCCAAAAUUAGAAAAUGAUCCAACUGCAAAAGUCGAAGCAAUGAUCCCAUCAGAUAUGAUUAUUCAGAAGCAUUCAACUAGUAGUGCUAAUGUAGAUACUUCUAACAAUCAUUCUGGAAAUGAUGAAAAACCAACUUUGAUUGCUGAAGCCUACGAUCCACCUUUACAGCCGCCUUGGAGUUUACUUGCUCAGGCUGGAGGUCAUCUACCUAAUGGCCUCUCAUCCAUGAAUUCUAAACUUGGUAACAAAGUCCCAUUCACACCAGCACAAGUAGAAGCUAUUCGAUCUGGUAUGCAAUGUGGUUUAACUUUAGUAGUCGGUCCGCCUGGUACUGGGAAAACAGAUGUAGCUGUACAAAUUAUUCAUAAUUUAUAUCAUAAUUACCCUAAUCAACGCAUUCUUAUUGUAACUCAUUCAAAUCAAGCAUUAAAUCAAUUAUUCGAGAAAAUUAUCGCUUUAGAUGUUGAUGAACGUCAUCUUUUACGUUUGGGUCAUGGCGAAGAAGGUUUAGACACUGAUAAAGACUUUUCACGUUAUGGUCGAGUUGAUUAUAUUUUAGCUAAACGUAUACAUCUUUUACAAGAAGUGACACGUUUAGCGAAAACAUUAAAUCCAUCAUCAGCUAUUCCACAAUUAUCUACCGAUCACCUGCCUGAUUCCAAUUUAUCUGAUUCAACGAAUAGUUUUCAUUUACAAACUUGUGAAACUGCUCAAUAUUUUUAUAUUCAAGAAGUUUUAUCACGUUGGGAAGAUUUUAUUAGUAAGAUAGCUGCAAGUGAUACAUCACACCAUUUAAUGAGCAAUACAAAUCAAAGAAAUCAAUCAAUGACAGAAGAGAAAACAGAAAAAGAUGUUGUGAUUUAUGAUCCGAAUUUAAUUCGAAAUAGUUUUCCGUUUACAGAAUUUUUCACUGGUCAAAAAACUCCAUCCAAUGAAGUAAUGAGUCAAUUGUUUCCGGGUCAAAAUCUCUUGGAAGAUGUUGCUUUAGCACAUGCCUAUUUUCGAUAUCUUCAUUCUAUAUUUACUCAACUAGAUGAAUUUCGUGCUUUUGAAUUAAUGCGUACCGGAACAGAACGUGCCAAUUAUCUUUUAAUCCAAGAAGCAAAAAUUAUUGCAAUGACAUGUACACAUGCUGCAUUACGUCGAAGAGAUUUAGUUCAACUAGGAUUUACAUAUGAUACAAUUUUAAUGGAAGAAGCAGCACAAAUAUUAGAAAUUGAAACAUUUAUUCCACUACUUUUACAAAAUCCUGAUAUAUCCGGUAGAAAUCGAUUAAAACGUUGGAUUAUGAUUGGUGACCAUCAUCAAUUACCACCAGUUGUUAAAAAUCAAGCAUUUAAUAAUUAUUCGAAUAUGGGUCAAUCAUUAUUUGCACGUUUAGUGAAACUUGGUGUACCAACUGUACAAUUAGAUGCACAAGGUCGAGCUAGACCAUCACUUUCACGUUUAUAUAGUUGGCGAUAUGAUCGAUUAACUGAUUUACCGCAUACAUUGAAUGAAGUACAAUAUAUUCUGGCAAAUCCAGGCUUUAGAUAUGAUGUACAGUUAAUAAAUGUUGAAGAUUACAAAGGUAUCGGUGAAUCUGAACCCAGUCCAUUCUUCUAUCAAAAUUUAGCAGAAGCUGAAUACGUUGUUGCAGUCUACAUGUAUAUGCGUAUAUUAGGUUAUCCAGCUGAAAAAAUCACAAUACUCACUACUUACAAUGGUCAAAAACAUUUGAUUCGUGAUGUUAUAGCUGCUCGUUGUGCACAAAAUCCUUUAUUAGGAAAUCCAAGUAAAGUAACCACUGUCGAUCGUUUUCAAGGUCAACAAAACGAUUAUGUACUAGUUUCAUUAGUACGUACACGUACUGUUGGUCAUUUACGUGAUGUUCGCCGUUUAAUUGUUGCUUUAUCACGUGCCAGGCUUGGAUUGUAUAUAUUUGCUAGAAUUGAACAAUUUGCCAAUUGUCCAGAAUUAAAACCUGCUUUUGAUUUACUUUUAAACCGUACAUCUGACGAAAGUAAACAAAUGAAACCAACUGAGCUACACCUAACACCAUGGGAAGUAUGGAUUGAUCCCCGUAGUCCAACAAUACUGAAGGAACAACAUCGUCUACAAACUGAUCAUGAACUUAAUCAACCACCUUUGAUCAUUAAAGAUAUGCCACAAAUGAGCAAUUAUGUUCGUGAAUUAUACGAUCAAAAAUUGCAAUAUUUAAUGACUCAAUUACAAAAACAACAACACGUACAGAAUAAAACGACAACAAUAUCGAAUACUGGUACUACUACUACUGCUACUACUACUGUUAACUCAAAAGAUAUUACUAUCGGCAAUGAUUCAUCUUCUAGUUUAUCCAUUUCAAGCACAGAUUUAAAUAAGUUGCCUCAAGAACAACAGCAACGGCUGGAGUCGGCUACUACCGAAAAUAAUCAUAGUGGUGAUGUUAUGUGUAUCAGUCAAGGAUUAGAUCAUACUGCUAGUCUUAUGUUGGUUGAUAAUGAUGAUGCCUCUGGCGUUUCUAUCGGUACUCCUACUCCUACCAUCAACACAGAUGAAGCGAACGCUGAUAAUUCUGUGGAAAUGGCAGAUACUAAUUAAUAUUUUCUAUGUUUAGUGAUGUCUCACUAUGCUUUUAUUAUGUUGACUGUAUAGAAUAAAUUUUUUAAUCUAAUUC